This is a messenger RNA of Symbiodinium sp. CCMP2456, 1541 nucleotides long. The record is from the annotation of a GenBank genome assembly. NCBI's taxonomy places the organism in Eukaryota, Dinophyceae, Suessiales, Symbiodiniaceae.
GCCCCGCUACCUGCAGAUUCUCCGCGAGUUCCUGGGCUGUGACUCUGACUAUGACGAGGAGCAGCAUGUCAAGUACGAUGCCAGCUCCCUUGAAGCUGAUGUCGCCACGCAGAGAUCCUUCAAGCCCGAGUGGUGGGAGGAGAGUUCCCGUCUGGAGCCAGAGGCAUCUGCCACAACACAGCCGGAGGCCGAAGCUGCACAAUCCAAGGAGGAGGUGUGGGGCAUCGACUUCUUCUCAAAGGAGAUCCGUGAGCCCUCGGCUCUUCACAAUGUACGCAGUACCUCUUGGCACAGUCCUGGACAUGGUGGAGAUGAAGACCUUUGAGGAGCUUUCGAGAGAACACGGCAUCGUGGAGUUCGACGAAAAGCACGGCGCUUGCAUGUUCAUCUCGCAUCAAUGGGCCAGCGUGGACCAUCCGGACCCCGAGCUUCACCAGCUGAGAGUUCUACAGGAGGCCAUGAAGAACAUUCUUCGAGGCUCAUCGGCGCAAAUCUCGCCCAACAUCGUCAUUGAGCUCUGCGGGCUGGCAACGGCCGUGAGUUCGUCCCGGCUGACCGAGCGCCCGCUUUUCGUUUGGUACGACUACUUCUGCUGUCCGCAGAACUCAGCAUCAGCUGAAGACCGGAAGAUGGCAAUACGCAGCAUUCCCUCUUACGUGGAGCUAUGCCAGCACUUCGUAAUUCUUUGUCCCCCCGUCCGACAUGCUGAGCACCAAAGCCUGCUCAGCAAAACAACAUGGGCUACGCGUGGAUGGUGCCGCCUUGAGCUUGUUGUCAGGCACCUCAGCGCUCGGUCCAGCCUGGCGAUUGAGGUGACGAGCGCCAGUCGACUUACAUUGGCGUCAAUGUUCGACUGGGUUCUGGAGCCCGUGGGAGAGGGCUUGUUCACUGUCGAGGAAGACGUGAAGCAUGUUCGCCCUGUGCUGCAUGGAUUGGUCAAGGAGAAGUUGCUCGCAUAUCUUCGCACUGGCAAGCUUCACUACUACCGUGCCCUGUGGAACUUGCAGACAGUUGUUUUCCGCAACCUCGAAGUCGAAUCUGUGUUGGAUCUCAUUCCGGGUAUGGAGUCCAAUGUUUUGGAUCCAGCCCACUAUUCGACGGAAGAGUUCAUGUACCAGAACGGAUUCCGACGAAUCGACGAGCGGGAUGCUUCCGGAUGGACACCAUUGUGCUACGCUGCUUUAGGUGGCAGCCCCUUACAAGUGUCCGCGCUUUUAGAGGCCAGGGCGGACGCGAACGACACGAUCAAGAUCAAAGGACCCCAAUUUAUGAACUUUGGCAACAAUGCCACAGCACUCUCCAUCUGCGUCUUCUUGAAGCACAACGAGGCAGCAAAGGUUCUGCUGUCCUACCGUGCCGAUCCUGAGACCAGGGACAGCUAUGGCGGCACUGCCAUGCACCGGGCAGCCUCCGGCCGGAACCAAGAAGGAAUUCACCUCUUGCGCGAGCAUGGUGCCAAUGUACAAGUCGCGACUGUCACUGGCCAUCUUCCGUUCCUGUUUACGACUGGCGGUGGUUCUCGGGGCAUCUCUGUCUUGAAG